GCAGGCCCUCCAGAACUUCAGUCUCAUCUGACCAACAACUCCCAGACCACAAUCAUGAAAUUCCUGGCUCUCGCUCUUGCCGUCCUGCUGGCUGUAGGUACCCAGGCCCGUACCUUGCAGGCUGAUGAGGCUGCUCCCUCUCAGCUGGAACAUGUACGUGCUGCCUUGGCAGUGUACCUGGGCCAGGUGAAGGAGACUGCAGAGAGGACCAUCGACCUCCUGGACGACACUGAGUACAAGGAGUACAAGGUCAGGCUUUCCCAGAGCCUGGACGACCUGCAGAAGUAUGCCAAGACUGCCUCCGACACUAUCGCCCCUUACAGCGACGCCUUCAGCGCUCAGAUGCUGGAAGCCACCUCCUCUGUCCGCACUCAGGUCAUGGCCGACGUGGACGAGCUGCGCAAGCAGCUGGAGCCCAAGCAGGCCGAGCUGAGGGCCGUCCUGGAGAAGCACAUGGAAGACUACCGCCAGAAGAUGGAGCCUCUGGUCCAGGAGUACGUCGCCAAGCACAAGGUGGAUAUGGAGGCCCUGAGAGCCAAGAUGGAGCCCAUCGUGGAGGAGAUGAAGGCCAAGGUGCUCGCCAACGUGGAGGAGACCAAGGCCGUGCUGGUGCCCAUGGUGGAGACCGUCCGUGCCAAGCUGACGGAGCGUCUGGAGGAGCUGAGGACCAUGGCCGCCCCCUAUGCUGAGGAGUACAAGGAGCAGCUUCUCAAGGCCGCAACUGAAGUGAAGGACAAGGUGGUUCCCUACACCCAGGACUUCCAGGGGCAGGUGGCUCCUCAUCUGGACAGCCUUAAGGAAACGAUGGGCCCAGCAGUGGAGGAGGCCAGAGCCAAGCUCACGGCUCUGUACGAGACCCUCAGCCAGGCCUUGAAGGCAUAAACACAACUUGCAUCACAUCAUCCCUUCCAACACCAUUUUACCAUCUUUCCCUUUUUACAAUAGUUCCUCUCACACACCUCACCUUCCAUUUCCCCUCAUCGAUGCUGGAUAGAUGCUCGUAACUCCUCCCACAAACAAGUGCCUCACACACCAAGCACACACACACAUCAAGGCAUUAACACACAAGCAUCAACACACAAUUACUGUAAUUCACACAACAAUUAUACUACCUGAAGUCCAUCAUUAUUUGUGUGUUAUUGUAACAUCAAUGUUGACCAAAAGUGCCUGAAAUGUGAUGGUGAAUGCUUUUUUGAAUCAAAUCUGUGUGUUAACAAAUACAACAGCUCAAUAAACAUCGGACUGUUUCACA
This is a messenger RNA of Hypomesus transpacificus, 1252 nucleotides long. Its product is annotated as apolipoprotein A-I-2-like. The transcript has 4 exons. The record is from RefSeq and is a predicted model, not a curated record. NCBI's taxonomy places the organism in Eukaryota, Metazoa, Chordata, Actinopteri, Osmeriformes, Osmeridae. Gene Ontology annotation, cellular component: extracellular region. The coding region runs from base 55 to 882 and encodes 275 amino acids. Gene Ontology annotation, molecular function: lipid binding. Gene Ontology annotation, biological process: lipoprotein metabolic process; lipid transport.